This is a messenger RNA of Spinacia oleracea (spinach), 872 nucleotides long. RefSeq lists its product as uncharacterized. The coding region runs from base 37 to 672 and encodes 211 amino acids. Lineage: Eukaryota; Viridiplantae; Streptophyta; Magnoliopsida; Caryophyllales; Amaranthaceae. The record is from RefSeq and is a predicted model, not a curated record. The transcript has 6 exons.
UAGUACAAUAAUCAUAAACACCUCCAGAAAAAGAAAAUGGGUAGUAAAAAAAUGAUAAUAAUGUUGGUGGGAAUAUUAGCAAUUGUAUCAAUACUACAAAUUAGGCCAUCAACAGCACAAGAAGAAGAAGAUGUGACUGUUGAAUGCUGGCAAAGGAUCUCAAAUUGCAUAACAAAUUCGACAUCAGAUAGUGAAUUUCUUGAGUGUUGCUCAAUUAUCAAACAAGAGAUUGAAGAAGAAAGGGAGUGUUUUUGUUUGCCAAAGGAUAAUAUACUUCAAGAUGCUAAUACUUCUGCUACUUUUACCCAAAUCUUUUCCUUUUGUGAUAUUUCUGGUUCUUUUCAAACUUUAUGCCCUGGUCCUAGUCCAAGUCCUACCGGAAGUUUGUCUCCCCUAUCACCAGUUGGAAGUCCGGCUCUAAGCCCUAUUGGAAGCUUAGUCCCAUCACCAGCAGGUUCUGUUUCAGACUCAACUCCAGUGCCGUCACCUACAAGUUCUCCACUAAGCCCCAUGGAACCUUUAGUAUUUCCUUCACCACCAGGUACUGAUGACGAUAGUGAUAGUGGGAGUGGGAGCAGCACCCAAAGUAAUAGUACUAACAAGGUUGCAUUUUCAGCUGGAUUACUUACUAAGGCACUAUUCUUAAUCAUUUUGGCGAUAAUGGUGGCUUAAUUGUAUACUUGAAUUAAUCUUAAAUUGAUCAUUUUUCACUUUAAUUUGGAUACACUUUCAUGCAUGGUAACUAUAAUUAUUCUUAAAGAUUUCAAGUUGAUUUGUUUUCAACACAGUACAUUGUAAGCUGACAUUUAAUUUGAUUGCCUGGAUUUAAUUCAGUCAAGGAGUGUGUUACCAUUUUUUUAGGGAAAUCAAUA